AUGUCGGACCGUUCACCUCCCCGUCGAGGGCGGUGGGACUCACCAUCCCCGCCGCCAUCGCGGGAGCGUGCUGCUAGUGGGCGACGCAGCAGGUCCCCCCCGCGCCGACACCGUGACCGGUCCCCACCCCGGCACCGCGACCGAUACGACGAGGACCGCGGGGACCGCAGCUCUGACCGUGACUCUCGCUCAAGUCGUGGACGGGGCCAGGAUGGUCCAGGGCGAGGCCGGGGGCGAGGUCGGGGGCGGGGUCGCUAUCCUCGCGAGGAAGUGGAUGAGUCACAGAUGCAGUAUGGUCUACCUGAGCACCGGAACGAGGGAGCCAGUCGUAAUGAUGCAGACGCCGGGCCGCCACAGCCGAAGGAGGAGGCUAAUUUCGGUACAUCGGGCCUGUUGACGGAGGAAGCCAAUACAUUCAAUGGUGUGGUUGUGCUGUACAAUCAACCACCAGAGGCGCGGAAGCCAAAGGCGCGUUGGCGCUUUUACCCUUUCAAGGGUGAGGAGGCGCUUGACCCCAUCUACCUUCAUCGCCAAUCCGCAUACCUGAUUGGCCGUGACAAGCGAGUCUGUGACAUGCCCUUGCUACAUCCCUCCAUAUCCAAGCAGCAUGCCGGUACAGUCUUGCUGCCAAGGAGCCCUAGACUCCAGCUGGCAGCCCAUCCAGAGGUGUCCCCUUUCCCUACACAUGCUCUUUCGCUCACCCCCUUUGUUCUUGGGUUUAGUGCCAAUAAGACCUUUCUGAACGGCGAGCCAAUCGAGGCACAGCGCUACUAUGAACUACGGGAGAAGGAUGUGAUCAAGUUUGAUGCCUCACACGUGCGGGUGCUGGAUCUUGCAGGCAACAGCACACGCGAGUACGUGCUCCUAACGGAGCAGGCCGCAGACAACUAA
Molecule: messenger RNA, 891 nt
Organism: Monosiga brevicollis MX1
Lineage: Eukaryota; Choanoflagellata; Craspedida; Salpingoecidae
Exons: 4
Coding region: 1-891 (296 amino acids)
Biological process (GO): miRNA processing
Cellular component (GO): nucleus
Molecular function (GO): protein binding; mRNA binding
Source: RefSeq, a predicted model, not a curated record